Mycena indigotica is the source of this 669-nucleotide messenger RNA. Its product is annotated as UPF0424 protein. The record is from RefSeq and is a predicted model, not a curated record. Gene Ontology annotation, cellular component: nucleus. The transcript has 7 exons. Lineage: Eukaryota; Fungi; Basidiomycota; Agaricomycetes; Agaricales; Mycenaceae. The coding region runs from base 1 to 669 and encodes 222 amino acids.
AUGGCAGACUCAUCCAACUCGAAUUCCAACCUCAUCGGCAGCGAGUUAUCGAACCUAUACGAGUUUAUCGACAAGGACAAUGUACAUGGCCUGAACCUUGCUGUACCUGAGGACGCGAGAGAGAUAGUCAAGGUCACUCAUGCUGAAAUAAGCGUUGCGAUGUCUGAAAUCCAAUGCAGCCAUGGGAUCAACGCGAAAGCACAGAUAAAUUUGCUGAAUCAGGAGUCGAUGACCAGCUUAUAUUGCACAUUCCGUUCACCCAACACGUUCGUUCGAUUGAAAUCUAUACUACUGAAACUCGGUCGUGGAGAGGUUACGCCACGUCAGCUCAGGAUUUAUGCCAACCACCCAACAAUCGUCGACUUCGCCGAUGCUGAAAACACAACACCACAUCUCAACGUCAGCCUCCUAGAGGGCGAAACUGGUGUGGUUGAAUAUCCCUUCCGCGUGGCCGCCUUCGCCAGUGUGACUUCUCUGUCGCUCUUUUUCAGUGAUUCCGUUGGUGGCGAUGUUUCGCGAAUAUAUUAUCUUGGAUUCAAGGGCGAAUCGAAAUCGACACAUCGCGAAGGCACCUCCAAAUUGGAGAUACCUGCAGCCAAUGCAGCAGACGCGUCGUUAGUUGACAGAGUUGCCGAGAAGACAGCAGGCAGCCAGACUACUGCUCGAUAG